AUGACUUCAACGGAGAAAAAGAUUGGAUUCGAGGAGUUGUGUAAACACAACACUCUGGAGGAUUUAUGGCUCGCCAUCGACGGCAUCGUCUACGACGUGACCCCAUUCAUGGACGACCACCCGGGUGGUGGAGAAAUCAUGCUCUCCGCGGCAAAUAAAGACGGCACGGACGAUUUCGAGGACGUCGGGCACUCACCACACGCGAGGGAAUUGCUGAAGAAAUUUAAAGUUGGCGUAUUCGAGGGAGAAUUCGGCGACGAAGCGCCUUUAACGAAGAAGAAGAAAGGAGGGAGAGACGACGUUUCAAUCGGAGGGAACGCAAUUUUAGGGAUGGUGUUACCAAUUUUGGUGUUAUUGUGCGCGAUUAUGGCGUAUUACAUGGGGAUGCAGCGAUGA
Messenger RNA from Bathycoccus prasinos, 396 nucleotides. RefSeq names its product cytochrome b5. The record is from RefSeq and is a predicted model, not a curated record. The transcript has a single exon. Gene Ontology annotation, molecular function: heme binding. NCBI's taxonomy places the organism in Eukaryota, Viridiplantae, Chlorophyta, Mamiellophyceae, Mamiellales, Bathycoccaceae. Gene Ontology annotation, cellular component: intracellular membrane-bounded organelle; membrane. The coding region runs from base 1 to 396 and encodes 131 amino acids.